This is a messenger RNA of Monoraphidium neglectum, 849 nucleotides long. RefSeq lists its product as hypothetical. Gene Ontology annotation, cellular component: axonemal dynein complex; axoneme. The record is from RefSeq and is a predicted model, not a curated record. The transcript has 6 exons. Bases 1 to 849 code for a protein of 282 amino acids. Gene Ontology annotation, biological process: regulation of cilium movement; axonemal dynein complex assembly; cilium-dependent cell motility. NCBI's taxonomy places the organism in Eukaryota, Viridiplantae, Chlorophyta, Chlorophyceae, Sphaeropleales, Selenastraceae.
AUGGUGAGCAUGCAACCUUGCACUCUUUGCAGGGAGGCCAGGAUCGCCGCGCGGCGCAAGCGCGUGCAGGACAAGCUCGCAGCCGUGCGCGCACAGGCCCAGGCCGCGGCCCGCAGCGCCGACGCCUCCGCUGCCACAUCCCAGCAGCAGCCAGUAGCGGCGGCGGCGCAGCAGCAGGCAGCACCGGGCGCGCAGGCCGGCCUGGGUGCGGCGUACCCCAAGGCGGCGCAGCAGGUCGCGGAGAGCCAGCGGCGCCUGCUGCGGCUGCGGCACCGCACGACACACGAGGUCACUUCGGUGCGGGUGGCUGCUGACGAGGCGGAAGCCGCACACAGGGCAGCUGAGGAGCAGCUGCGCCAGGAGCUGAGGGGGAAGCUUCUGGAUGAGGCGGAGCACAGCGCAGCAGCUAACGCACAGGUGGCGGCGGGCUGGCCGCCGCUGUUUGAUAUCCUGGUGCCUCAGAAACUCUGGGGCGCAAUGGAGGAGCAGCGCGCGGCAUGCGAGGCCAUAAUCGCCUCCAAAGACGCCCUUGUCGCGGAGCUGCGAGGUGCGCUGCGCUCCAAGGAUGAGGAGUACGUGCGGCUGCUCAAGCGCCAGGCGUCGGGCAUCGACACCCUGCUGACCUGCAUGGGCCGCCAGCUGGCGGAGGUGGGCCAGGCCUACAGCGACGAGCUGGAAGCGGUCGAGGCGGCGCUGCUGCAGGAGCGCGGGGAGCUGCUGUCCGGCAACCAAAAGGAGGGGACCGCCAUGCUGGCUGCACGGGCCCAGGCGGAGCAGGAGUUCACGGAGAAGUGGGUGGGGCUCGAGCUGCUGGCCGGGGCUUUGCUUUUCGGCCUGCGGCAAAGCUGA